Messenger RNA from Colletotrichum destructivum, 753 nucleotides. RefSeq lists its product as uncharacterized. Lineage: Eukaryota; Fungi; Ascomycota; Sordariomycetes; Glomerellales; Glomerellaceae. Bases 1 to 753 code for a protein of 250 amino acids. The record is from RefSeq and is a predicted model, not a curated record. The transcript is spliced from 2 exons.
AUGUCAACGGGGACCGUAACGCAAAAGGCCAUGAUGAGUGCCGGCCUCUCGGGGCCGCACAACUACCACUACCAACAACAUCACUUCUACAACCCGGCUCCGAGGCUCUCCGCCCUCGCCUCUCCGCAACUCUCAUCCACCCGCCUCCAAGUUAAGCCAACCAAGCCCUCGUCUUCGUCUUCGUCUUCAUCCUCGUCGAGGCGGUCGUCAGCGGUGGCCCGGCAACAACAGCAACAAAAACAAGCAACACGACAACCGCAGCCCUUGCACCCCCUGGCGACGUUGGUUGCCGUGGUUUUCGACUUCUUCCUGAGGGGCGUCCUGGAUCUCACGAGACCGCCCAGGGAGCUAGUCGGCCUCUUCGUGAGGGGCGUCUUCACCAGCCUGUGCUGGGCCUACCAUGCGCUGCCCAUGCCGGUCGCGAUGGGCAUGUUCUACUACGGGUUCCAGAGCGUCCCCGACGGGCUCCGCAGCGUCGAGGAGUUGCGGGUGGUGCACAGCAGCAGGCCGGCCGCCGGAGCGAUGGCGGGCGGUGCUUCCGGCAUCGACGGUCUCUACGGCCUGGGCGAGUUGGCUGUGGUGCGAUGGGGAGAUUUGGGUCUUGUGUCGGCGUUCUACUGUCUCUCCAUGAUGACGGCGGCGUAUGCGGUCAUGGUGCUCAUGGAGCUGCGCGACUAUAUCCUCGACACCUGGGCGCUCAUCGUCGACGAGGCCCUGGAGGUCAAGGCGCUGCUGCGAGCGGACGAUGUCUAG